Cygnus olor (mute swan) is the source of this 2920-nucleotide messenger RNA. RefSeq names its product chromosome 24 C1orf116 homolog (gene C24H1orf116). Lineage: Eukaryota; Metazoa; Chordata; Aves; Anseriformes; Anatidae. The transcript has 4 exons. The record is from RefSeq and is a predicted model, not a curated record. Bases 600 to 2123 code for a protein of 507 amino acids.
CUCCUCCAGAUGUCAGCGAGCAACUAUGCAGCAGAACAGGAUGUCAGAUUAAGGAGUCUCCGGCGAAACCCGUGCCGAGGCCGGCAGCCGGAGCCAGGAAGGGAGGGCGCUGGGUGGUGCCGAGCACCCGCAGCCGCUCGCCCGGCUCUGCCCUCCCGGGCACUGGGUGCUGGCGUGGCCGCUGCGCCCUGGCAGAGCAGCUCCCGCGGGGCUGCGACGCACGCAGCCACCGCGCUUCUCCGGGGCUGAGCACGGUGCUGCUGUGGGGCUGGGCUGGGCUGUGACCCCAGUCGGCUCUGCUGCUCCUCCUGCUGCAGCAGCACCCGGCAGUAAGGAGCUUGCCGCGCUCGGGAUGAGUUCGGCUUGGCGUGGCUGCAGGUGAGGAGCUGGCUGCUGCCACGCGUGCCCGGCGAGCCCCGCGCAGCCUUAUCUCUGCUGGGAGGGCGAGUUAAUGUGUAAUCCGGCCCUGUUUGGUUAGCACGGAAAAGCAAAGAGGUCCUGGGAUAGGCACGGCCAGGACAAGGAUUUGGGCGCCACGGAACGACAGCCAUCCUGCCGGGCUAUCCCAGCCUGUGCCGGACACCGCGGCAGCCCGUGACAUGCCUGGGAAGGAGGUGGGGCUGGGGAUGGCUGGCUGCAACUCCGACAGCUGCGACAGCAUGGUCAGCACGGCCUCCAACCACUCGCAGCGGAGUGAUAACAGCUAUGACUAUUUAUCUGUGGAAGAGAAAGAGUGCUUGAUGUUCUUGGAAGAAACCAUCGGCUCGCUGGAUGCCGAAGCAGACAGCGGGGUUUCCACCGAUGACACCGACUACGCGGAGCCCCCCAGGCCACGGCCCAAGAGAGACGCCGCUGCCCGGGAUUUGGAGAACGGGGCUCCUCCUCCCGGCACAGGCCAGCAGCGUGCAGCUGAGCAGAGGGGUGGCGAGAGCUCCUCCAGCCCAGCUCCAGCAGCCGUUCCAAGCCCAGGCUACUACAGUCUUCCAAGGAGCAUCACUACAGCAAAUGUACAAAGAGCAAACCAGGUUCCUGAUGGCAAAGUGGCUGUACACGAUGUGAAGGACCCAGCGCCACCAGGUAAAGCUUCCCAGGAGAUGGCUGAGGAGGACAGGCUUGGCCAAGGCAACCUAAGAACCCAGGUGAAACCCCUGCUUAUCCCACCUCCAGCUCCCUUCCAGGAUGACCUGGUGAGCCGUGAAGAGCAGCCACGGAGGAGCAGCUUGGAUGCCAAGUGGGAAAACACGGAGGAAAGCUGGACACGGGCCGUGCCACCCCGGCCAGCCCCAGAGCACGCAUCUGUCCCUGAUCUUACAUUGCCACCACACCAGGAGAUGGGGAGGGAGAGCACAGCACUUCCUCAGGGCCAGCUGGAGCAGCCAGCACCACAGGAGGCCCCUCAGGACCCUGAAGCCAAGCGUGGGCCUCCAACAGCCCCCAAGCCACGCAAACUGCCACCAAACAUUAUCCUGAAAACCAGCAAAAACAGCCCGGUGCUGCUUGCCACAGAGCCUGGCCAGAAGGUGAAAAUCCCCCCUCCAGCACCCGCCGGCUCUCAGCCCGGCUCUGCCAGCGAUGCCGCUGCAGAAAAGGUGAAUUCAGGGCAGCUCGACCCCAAGGAGCGGGAGAAAGCCAGGCGGGAGGCGCUGGAGAAGCUGGGGCUGCCCCAGGACCACGGGGAGCCCCGCACCCGCCAAGGCCCUGCCCCUGCUCCCCGCGGCGAGCACAGGGCGACGGAGAGCGCGGCCCCGGGCGCAUGGGCGAUGCACUUCAAGUCCAACACCCUGGAGCGCUCCGGCGUGGGGCUGGGCAGCUGCAUGGCCAGCGCCAAGGAGCCGGCCACCAAGGGCAGCAGCUCGCUGGGCAAGAUGUCCUUCAUCGAGCGCCUCGCCCCCAGCUUCCUCCGCAGCAGCCGCCCCCGGCCGGCAUCGCUCGGGGCGGGGAAGGACUUCGCGGCUCUGAAGGAGCCCCCCGAGCCAGAGAAGAGCAGCAAGCGCAGAUCGCACCCGCUGCAGAGCUUCCCCCGGCCGCCCCGCUCCUGCGUCAGCGUCAAGAUUUCCCCCAAGGGAGCCACCGACGAGCACCGGCGCGAGGCGCUGAGGAAGCUUGGCCUGCUGAAGGAGUAGCGAGACCCCCGGCACGAGGGGCUCACCCCGCGGGGAUUUCCUUGGGGAUGUGGCCAUCAGAACCUGCUGCCGUGAGCCCAGCAUCUCAGGAGGGGGGACAUUGGGUCCUGCUGCCCCCAGAGCUGCGCUCAUGCCAAAUAAAGCGAUGCCACCUGUACAUAAGGUUUUGUACAUAGCAAGGGGUGAGUUAUUUAAAGAAGCUGGCAGUCAGAACUUGGACGGGGUGCGUCUCUUAUGUCUUUAAUGCAUCUGGAGUCUGUCACAGUGGGGAAACUGUGGAUUUUGCUUGUUUUAACACGGGUUGGCUCUGGAUAAAAGCUCUCUGGAGGGAAGUGCUGGACUCUGCUGCUCACUUUGGGAUUUUAUGGUGGUUUUUUUUUUUUUUUUGGUAAAUUAAUCAAAAGCCUCCAAGGCCUGAGUGCUCACCUGCCCCACGCAUACACCUCCCCAAAGCCACAACUGCCACAUGUAAAACUGCCAGGCUGACAGGAGCUGGAAGCGUGCAUCAGUGCUCCUCAGACAGUGACUGUGCUCACACCUGGCCCUGAUAACCCUGGGUACACCGCUUAGAAAUAAGACACAAACAUCAGCGUUCAUCAUGAAAAGAGAGUUAAGAAGUGACAGAUUGUGUUUUGGUGACAGAGCCAGAAAUGCUGCCCAAAGCCAGAAAGAUGCAAAUCAGAAAACACCAUCUCAUUCCCUUUCUGCUCUCCCUGCAUCCUUGAGACCCAAAAUUUAUGCUGUGCACCUUUUAUGACAAAGGUGUAUUAUUCCUGUAAUAAAAUUUAUGUGAUCGU